AUGUGGCAGUUACUGUUGCCACUAUCUGUCUUUCUGACAGUUAGUGCUCAACAGGCUGCUGAUGUUCCGACACAUGAUCGAAUCUUUCUCAAAUAUCCAAGUUCAUAUGUUAAUUUCACUUCGGAUGAUUGGAAGUUGAGAGAAACCGACGAUCAACUAAUCCUCGCUGUCAAAUUCCAAGCUUCUAGUCAUGUUGGACAGAUCUAUAGUGUUCGGUUCAUUCAUCCCAAUGGGACAUUGGAGGCUUUGCUAACCGUCGGUGUUUAUGAAGGGAAUCUGCAAAUCGAUUUGUUUAACGAAAAAUAUACACGGAUUCUCAAUAAACCACUGGAAACUAUUCCGAUAAAUGUUCACGAGCACAGCCUCGCCGUUGGUCUCAACUCCACCGCCAGUAACUUAUGGUUCCAACUUGGACAAGGAGAUACCUCGAACUGUGAAAUAAACUACCCAAUCAAUAUCUCGAAUACCGAGGUUACUGUAACCAUCGGUGGUGGAGGUCAAGCAAUGAUCGGAUGUGUUUCGAUUGUUGCUGUUUCUGCAGGGAAUGGUGAUCCAGUGGCACAAGGAACUCCGCUCUCUUUUAAGGAUAUUGAAUCGUGUCCAGAAGCAAAUGAGUGCACGACAAAGGAUUGUAAUACUGGAAGAUGCCUGCUUCUAGAAGUUCCAACGUGUGACUGCUAUGCCACAGGGAAGACCGGACCGAAUUGUAGAGAUCCUGUGUCAACCAUCCAACUCCGCAACAACGAUGAAAAUGACGAAGCUUCUGCGUAUCUCCGGUACAAACCAUGGCAACCAGAUCAGCAUAUCACUCGGAUCGCAAUGGACUUCAAAUUCUCGGAUUCUGAUGCGAAAGAAGGAAUUCUGGUGUAUGGAGAGACGAAUUUGUUGAAAAUAUUCAAGAUCUACGUGGUAGGAAUCAAGGGAAAAGUGAUGCUUGGCAGUGAGAAUGUGAUGGAUUUCGAAUUGAAAGAAGACCAUUCAGAUUUCCACAGCAUAAUAGUCCGUCUAGGAGAUGGACUAUUCAACAUGUAUGUUGACACGAACAUAAUCCGUCGGCAGUUCAAUGAGACCCUCUACUUCACAACUCUUCAAUUCGGUGCUCCCAUUCCAACUGAUGUUUCGGAAGUUGGAGUUACAGCGUGUAUAAGAAAUGUUUAUGUAGAUCAUAAUGACAUCAUUAAUUUGAUUUCAACGAUGAAUGAUUCUAGGGUUACUGCCUCCAAAAUCCGCCCAUGUGUCAAUGAAGAUCUGACGGUAUUCCAAGGACCUCAACUCUUCUCUCCGGAUCCUGUUGUGAUGAUCACUAACGAUCCAGAAUCCGACGGAGGAAGACCAGAAGACGGAGAUUUCGAGACGAACACGGCGAAUCUGUUUCCAAUUCCAGGAAAUAAGAAGAAACCCCGCCCACUCCCAGCCACCAGUUGCGAGAAAGCCAACGCCUACAUGUGUCAGAAUGGUGCUGGAUGCAAAAAAGAAAGCGACACAGAGUUCACGUGUUUCUGUAGAGACGGAUACAUUGGAAAGUUCUGUCAAUUCACCACUCUCCCCCGAUCAUGUGCUGAAGCUCGAGACUUCUUGAAACUUCCUAACGGUCCCACUUGGGUUGAUGUUGACGGAAAUCGGAAACUAGAUCCCUCGGUGACUUUGUGUAUAAAUGGAGAAACUCAAAUCCCACACGACAUGGAACCAUCGAAUGUCGUCAGAGAUGCUGGAUUCCAAAAUCAUUCGAUGUUUGUCUUGAGUUACAGAGAUUUCAAUACUUGGCAACUCGCGAAGUACAUCAAAAACUCUGGCAGUUGCUCUCAAAAUAUAAAUUAUCGUUGUAACAAAGCUCCACUGAAUUUCAAGGAAGGAAAGACAUGGUUCAAGAGUGUCUCAAAUUCAACAAAGAAAAUCAGACAGAUAGGAAUUCUGGAGAAUUCAUGUCCUUGUUUGGAUCACGGAUGUCAGUCAGGAGAUAAAUGUAACUGUGAUUCCGGAGCAAUUGCUGAAGAUAAUGGAGACCUCAUUGGAAAACAGGCAGGAAUUUCUGAAGUUGUUACACUUUUCGACGAGGCUGAUGUGAGGGCGGAGAUGACGAUUUCUGAUUUGAAAUGCUCGGGAUACGAAAAUGAAAAGCCGAUUAGAUUCACGGAGAGGACCGAGUUGAAGGUAUCUGACUGGUCUGGAGAAUCUGUUGACUUCCAAUUCCGUACAUCUGAUACCCCGGCGACAUUGGUGACUGUUCGUGGGAACUAUGGAGAGAAAAUAAUCGGAGUAUCACUUCUCGAUGGGCAUACUGUACAGAUCAAUAACUUUGAGGCGGUGAAAAUUAUUGAAUCACAGAAUAAACUAAAUGACAGUAACUGGCAUCACAUUCUCAUCGAACUAUCAGAUGGAGAGAUCCGGGUUACUGUAGAUGCUGCGCAUGUCCUGAUGAGUAUUAUGGAUAAUGCAGUGCUGGAAGGAAGUGUGGUUUUGGGAGAAGAGGGAAGCGGUUUGAUUGGGUGCGUGAGGAAUGUGUUGGUCAACGAUGAAUCCGUGGAUUUGUAUGAAGUGGUGAAGAAUUCGGAGAAGAAAGGAAUCUCCGAAACUUGCGACACCCGUUGCACUCCAGAUUUCUGUCAAAACGGUGCCAAGUGCUACGAAGACUUCUUGACAGGAAUGCCUUACUGUAGAUGUGCAUUCCCUGAUGUUCACUCUGGAUUGAACUGUGAAAUAGACAUAAAUUCAAACUCCUCCGUCUCGUUCCAUGGCGGAUUUUUGAAAUUCGAAGAUGUGGAAGACGUGUUGACGUCGUCGAUUUAUUUCAGUUUUAGGUCGGAUAAAACUCACGCGUUGCUGUUUUUCGCUCACGAUCAGAACAACAACUUCUUGCAGGUCCAUCUAUCCGAAGAAGUCAAUGUCACCCUAACCCUCAACAACUUGGACAUUGUCUCCCAAUGUACCGUCCGUGCCCAACCCGGAACAGAGUUUGGAGAUAUGAGAUGGAUUCAAGUAGCAAUUAGUCAUGAUUCGAAAUCCUCUCAAUUGCAAGUCGAUGACGCAGCGUGCACUAUUAGAACAAGCCGUAUCCUAGCCCAAUACCCGAUUAAUCGACUACUUGAUGUCUACAAUUCUGAAAUCAUUCGAAUGCCAGUCGGCUUUGCAGCUCCAAUGAAUCCAGACCCAUACACUUUCACUUUUGUCGGAAACGUCGAUGUCGGAUCGAAAACGAAUGACGGUUCUUUCCUGCUCGCUCCAAAAUACGAAUCCCCGAUCCCCCGUUUCUAUGGUUGUCUUCGAGGACUUCAGAUCAACCGAAAAUUGAUCGACAUGAGAGCGAAAACUGAGAGUUUGGAGACAAGUGAGAUGUACAAAGCUUAUGGACCAGUUCAAGUAAAAUCUGGAUGCGAGACUGGUUGCUCGUCGAUUACCUGCUCAAACGGAGGUCAUUGUUCCGUCGCAUGGACGAACACUGAUCCAACAGCAGUCAAAACGACGUGUGACUGUUCGAGAACUAGUUAUUUGGGUUCCACGUGCUCACUGGAUGAAGGAAUUCAUUUGGAGAAGAAUGGAUUCAUCGAAUUCGAUAUUUCAAAAGAGAUGAAGAUGUACUUGUUUGAUAAUGGCCAGAAAAUUCCACAACUUUUGAAAUUUGCAUUUUCAUCUGGAGUGGUUGAAGAGCUGGAUGAUAAGGCGGUGUUGGCGUCAGUGAUUUUCAAGGAUAAAAGAAAACUUGAAAUCGAAAUCAACCCGAAUAGAACCAUCAAUGUGGCUAUCACCUAUGAAAAUGGAAAAUCAGAUAUUCUUAACUUCGUCGGGGAUUUCUUAGAUGGCUAUCGACAUUUCGUGGUUGUUCAGACCAAUCAAGGAAGCGCCACUGCUGUUAUGAUUGACUCACUGCGUCAAGACUUCGAAUACCGUGACUAUGAGCGAAAUAUCGACAUGUUCAGCGCAGCGCUCAUCAAGAUUGGAGAUCAAUCUUCGGAAACCGAGGGUUACAACAAAUUUGGGUUUGAAGGGUGUAUUUCGAAUUUCCUCGUGGACUAUCAACGUGGCUCCUCUCUAACCUUCCAACCCAUCUCCUACUUUGCCAAUCCCUCUCAUCACUACCAUAAACUAAUCGAAUCGGAUAAAGUGACACUUGGCGGAUGUGCUGAAUUCGAAGUUCCAAAUUCUCUCCCAGUCUAUCAGAAUCGUGUCAAGUUUCCAAUUUGGGAAACCGAUUUCAAGAGAUUCAUCUAUCACGGUGAAAUUGAGAAUUCUGAUUUCGGGGAUAAUAAUAACUGGUCAGAUGAGGACAGUGGUUCAUUGAUGUGGGUCAUCUUCAUCAUUUUCGUGCUCCUCGUGAUAUUCCUGAUCGUUUUCUGCAUCUUUAUGAAGUGCUGUCGCGAGAAGAUUCAUGCAAGAGACGACGGGUAUCAUCAUGAUGAAGACCUUCCUCUCCAUAUGGCUCCCACUAUUUUGAGACAACCGCAACCUAGUCCGCCACCAAUCACCAAAUCCCUUGCCAGCAACUAUCAUGUGCCUAGUCCAAACGUCGACUUUUACAAGGAAAACAUAUAUGAUGACGAUGAGGAGGACGAUGGUGUCGGCGAUGAUUUGGUCGAUGGAACGAUUCGAGAUGACAGUGACAACGAUACGAUUCGACAUAUUGAUGAUGAAGGGCAGGAUGAGGAUGGAAUGGUUAUUGUCUCCCGUCCCACACAAGUCAGCCACCUCCCUCAACGAGUCUCCUCAUUCCGUACGGGUGAUCCAACUGCUCCAAAAGAUAGUCCAUUGUACUCAUCACCUCGACAACCACCGUAUCCAGUUCACGUGAAUUCACCAGUCCCUCCACCAAGAAUGGCAAAUACUUCUCAAGUCAGCUCAAUUUGA
Molecule: messenger RNA, 4839 nt
Organism: Caenorhabditis remanei
Lineage: Eukaryota; Metazoa; Nematoda; Chromadorea; Rhabditida; Rhabditidae
Exons: 31
Coding region: 1-4839 (1612 amino acids)
Source: RefSeq, a predicted model, not a curated record